AUGGAGGCCUUCCUGGAGGAGUUUCAACAUCUUAAAUUCCAUCUGGAUGAGAUAAAGUUAGCCACCAAAAACUUUGAUAACAAUAACGUUAUUGGUAAAGGUGGAUUUGGGUAUGUGUACAAAGGAGUACUUUCUCAGUGUGAGGGGCAAGAUGUCGUGGCUUUUAAGCGUCUUGAUCGUGGAUAUGGACAUGAAAAUCUCAUCUCUCUCCUGGGAUUCUGUGAUGAAGAUGGUGAGAAGAUCCUUGUGUAUAAGCAUGCAUCUCAUAGAAGCCUCGAUAUCCACUUAAAUAACAUUACUCUUACAUGGGGGCAACGCCUCAAGAUAUUCCUUGAGCAACACACCUUUCUUGCAACGAAUGUUGUAGGCACCUUUGGCACAGGAGGUUACAGAUUGUUAGGAGAGAAGCUUUUGUAUUCAGCAGACAAGGUGACUCUUCUAAACAUACCAAUGGUUCUAAGGCACUAA
Molecule: messenger RNA, 468 nt
Organism: Lactuca saligna
Lineage: Eukaryota; Viridiplantae; Streptophyta; Magnoliopsida; Asterales; Asteraceae
Source: the annotation of a GenBank genome assembly